AUGUCAGAUGUCCUCGUAUCAGUGGCAUUAAUAGUCUCCACGACUAUAACAGUGUUAUUUUUACUAGCCCCGUCCCGAUAUGUUCAUCAAUCGCACCAUCGUGCGUCUCGAAAAGCCUCCAGCAAUACUCCAGAGAUUUCAGUUCAAGUUCUCGUACUGGGUGACAUUGGGCGUAGUCCGCGUAUGCAGUAUCACGCCAUGAGUAUUGCCAAACAUGGCGGCCAGGUGGAGAUAAUAGGAUACCUAGACUCGACAGUCCACCCCGAACUUGUCGCCAGUCCGCGCGUCACGAUAAUACCUAUACCCCAACCACCCCGUGCCUUAGGCUUUUCCUGGAUACCGUUUGUAAUCGCUGGUCCCCUCAAAGUGCUGUGGCAACUUUUUGUUCUCAGCUACGCUCUGAGCUAUCGUACUAAGCCCACCCGGUGGCUUCUCGUCCAAAAUCCUCCUGCUAUACCUACUCUGCUAAUCGCUCUUUUUAUUUGUUUUGUUAGAAACACUCACCUGAUAAUUGACUGGCACAAUUAUGGCUGGUCAAUCCUUGCAGGGACAAAAGGACCAAAACAUCCCUUUGUUCAAAUGCACAAGUAUUACGAAUCUACUCUAGGUAAUUGGGCGCCAACGGCCAACUUCACCGUUUCAGACGCUAUGCGGCGUCAGCUCAAGAGUCCACCAUACAACAUAUGUACCCCCAUACUUACUCUGCAUGACCGCCCCCCCGAUAUAUUUCAGCCGAUAGAAUGCAUCGAGGCGCGAAAAGCCUUUCUUAAACAUCUACCAGAGACUGCUACCCAUGCCCAAGAUAUCAUUUCCGGUGAUACCAAACUUCUCGUAAGUAGUACGAGCUGGACACCAGAUGAAGAUCUCAACCUCUUAUUGGAAGCCCUGUGCAGCUAUGCCGCAAGCCAAAGACAGCUCCCAUCUGUUCUUGUAGUUAUUACUGGAAAGGGCCCACAGAAACAGGAUUACAUUGACCGCAUAAAAAUUUUAACAUCAACAGGAAAACUUCAAAAUAUAACCAUUCGUACAGCCUGGUUCAGUAUAGAGUCUUAUGCAUCCCUACUAUCAGUCGCUGAUCUCGGAGUGUGUCUACACAUGAGCAGCAGUGGAGUAGAUUUACCGAUGAAAGUGGUUGAUAUGUUUGGCGCUGGGCUUCCUGUAGUCGGGUACGAUGCAUAUGAGAGCUGGCAAGAGCUAGUUAGAGAAGGAGAAAAUGGAAGAGGCUUCCAUACUUCUGAGGCUUUAAGUAGCAUACUGCAAGAAUUAUUUUCAGAAAAAGAUGGAUCACAGCUCGCAGCUUUAAGACGCGGGGCCUUGGAGGAAGGCAAGAAAAGGUGGGAUGAUACAUGGAAUGAGGUCGCUGGGAGGGUCUUGGGCUUAUGCGACUAA
This is a messenger RNA of Blumeria graminis f. sp. triticale, 1389 nucleotides long. Lineage: Eukaryota; Fungi; Ascomycota; Leotiomycetes; Helotiales; Erysiphaceae. The record is from the annotation of a GenBank genome assembly.